AUGGGGUCUCCAGGUUACUAUCCUUACGAUCCCAGCACGGCAGGUGCAGUGGUUGCGAUGUUGCUGUUCGGAGCAAGUUCAUGUGUUCAUCUUUGGCAAAUGAUUAAAACAAGAACGUGGUUUUUCACUGCUUUCCUUAUCGGUGCUUUCAUGAUGACCUUGGGCUACAUUUUCCGCUUCCUCUCCGCAAAAAAUCCGGAUAGCCUUGUCUCCUAUAUCUGCCAGUCUAUGUUCAUUAUUCUCCCGCCAUCCCUUUACGCCGCGACAAUCUACAUGACUUACGGUCGUAUCGUCAACUUUGUCGGUCAACCUCAGCUAUCCAUCGUGGCACCCCGCAAAGUGACCAAGAUUUUCGUAUCAGGAGACACCACUGCCUUCCUCCUACAGCUGGGUGGUGGCGGCAUGCAGACUAUUGAUAGCAUGCGAAAUAUUGGAGAAAAGGUCCUGGUAGUUGGACUGAUCGUUCAACUAAUAUUCUUUGCAUUCUUCCUCUACGUCUCUGUUACCUUCCAGCGUCGGCUGCACAAUGCUCAUCUCAAUAUCAUCGGUGGCCCAUGGAAGCGUCUUCUACAUAUCUUGUUCCUUGUAUCAGCUCUGGUGAUUGGAAGAUGUGUAUUUCGGAUCAUUGAGUACGUCGCCGGAACAGAUGGAUAUGUGUACACGCAUGAGUUCUUCAUGUACAUUUUCGACAUGAUUCCCAUGUUUUUUGUACAGGCGAUCUUCCAUUUUGUCCACCCAGGAAAAAUCCUUGUGGGCAAGGGUCCUGUCGUUGAUCACUAUGUGAACCUGCGAGAUGUGUGA
Penicillium cosmopolitanum is the source of this 801-nucleotide messenger RNA. RefSeq names its product RTA1 domain-containing protein. NCBI's taxonomy places the organism in Eukaryota, Fungi, Ascomycota, Eurotiomycetes, Eurotiales, Aspergillaceae. The transcript is spliced from 2 exons. The record is from RefSeq and is a predicted model, not a curated record. Gene Ontology annotation, cellular component: membrane. Bases 1 to 801 code for a protein of 266 amino acids.